GCAAAUUACCUCCACGAAAGAACCAUGGAAGCAUGAAGCGAAGAAACUCCGGAGACAAAGAGCCCACCAAACGUGAUUUAUUCUGGUGUUAGUUGAAACCGAUCUGCCGUCAGCCAUGAGAGGUUUAAAAGUAAUUCUCGCUCUUUGUCCGCAACUUGCGCUUAGUUUUGUAAUGUUUCCUGGAUCAAUUAACGAAACAAAUGGUGUUCAAACCAAAAAGAUAGUUCUCACCGAAGAUGGGACAGAAAACACCAGCCUCCAGAAUGAAACCUUGGCCAAAGCUCAGGCUUCAGUGACACGAGAGUCUUGCGAAUGCCAAUGCAUCGAUUACACUUUUCGCCAAGGAAAUAAUACCUAUGGUAAUUGUUUGGAAGAAUACAAGGAUGCUCUGUGGUGCUAUGUGCGAGAUUUUGGUCGAAGCACAUGUUUGGACAAGAAGGAAUCCUCUAGAGUGAACGGUUUGUAUUGGUCCUACCAAGCCUGUUCCACUCCGAGAUACCAGGAUUGCUUGGGAAUGAUCAACGACAAUGAAUACGAUUACUAUGACGAAGAGGAUGGUCUACCCGACAUUGGAGAGUUUUUGAGGUCCAACUUGCGAGGAGAUGGUUCUGAAGACAAUGAAGAAAAGGUGACUUUUAACGAUUCUCCGACGUCUUUAGAACAAAUUGGUCGUGACUCAGUACUAUUUGAGGAAUCUGGCCCUUGAGCGCGAUAUUCCAUUGGAACUGAAUCUCGCUACCUAAGCUCCAUGCGCUCUAAGCAAAUGUUUCAUUAUUUUGGAUUCUAUCGUUGAAAUGCUCGGUUCGAUCAGCAAAAGAAUAAAGUUAUAAAGGGCAAACAA
Molecule: messenger RNA, 841 nt
Organism: Tigriopus californicus
Lineage: Eukaryota; Metazoa; Arthropoda; Copepoda; Harpacticoida; Harpacticidae
Exons: 4
Coding region: 116-706 (196 amino acids)
Source: RefSeq, a predicted model, not a curated record